Molecule: messenger RNA, 837 nt
Organism: Bemisia tabaci
Lineage: Eukaryota; Metazoa; Arthropoda; Insecta; Hemiptera; Aleyrodidae
Gene: Srp9
Product: signal recognition particle 9
Biological process (GO): SRP-dependent cotranslational protein targeting to membrane; negative regulation of translational elongation
Cellular component (GO): signal recognition particle, endoplasmic reticulum targeting
Molecular function (GO): 7S RNA binding
Source: RefSeq, a predicted model, not a curated record
CGAUACUGAUAAUGGAUAAACUUGUAAACAAACCAUGUGUCGAAUGUAGAUCUCCUCAGUGAAUUUUACUUCAUAAUAAUUACAAAGUAUUAUUAUAGUCGGUGAAGCGACUGUUUAUUAGUCAAAAUGGUGUACACAAAGACGUGGGACGAAUUUGAAAAAACAGCCUCUAGUUUAUACCUCAGGAAUCCAAUGAAAAUUCGAUAUGUAAUGAAGUACAACCACAAUGAACAGUGUUUAGACCUGAGAAUAACUGACAAUGUAGUUUGUGUGCAGUACAAGACGCAGAUAAUGCAAGACAUUAAGAAGAUUGAAAAGUUUGUCAAUAAUUUGAUGAGGAAUAUGGUCUCUAAAGAAUGACAGUGAUGCAGCUACCCUUGCUGCUCGUGUACAUACUUUGAUUUUGUUCAAGCAUUGUAUAUUUGUAAAUAUUACCCCUGUAAUUAACUACAUAUCUCAUAAUUUUUUGUCAUUAACCUGCCUGAAAUGGAAAAAAAAAUUGUCAUCUUCGUUUUGCGAUCAAAGAGGGUUUAAAGGUCUGAAGUUGUUUUAUUGGUAUGAUGGUAUUGUAAGUUUCUGGGGUUGUGCAUUUUGCAAUUUUUUUUUUUUUUUUGUAAGUGGAGAGGUUUUUUUAAGGGGAAGCUGGUGUUCUACAAAAUGUGUCAUUAAAACCAUCAUGUAGAUUUGUAAUUUUACAUGAAUAAGUGAAUUUGUGAACCAUUUGUACCUAUUUUGUUUUCGUUAGGAGGAAUUUUUUUAUUUUUCUUCAUGAAUUCAUGUAUUUUUUUUUUUUUUCAAAUUUAAUAAAGUAUCCUCAUUAUGACUGCCUCAGCAAAA